Pyrenophora tritici-repentis Pt-1C-BFP is the source of this 2286-nucleotide messenger RNA. The record is from RefSeq and is a predicted model, not a curated record. NCBI's taxonomy places the organism in Eukaryota, Fungi, Ascomycota, Dothideomycetes, Pleosporales, Pleosporaceae.
AUGUUGACAUCGAGACCACCACUGGCCCGCGCACAGUCUCUUGUAGCUCUAUACACUCUUGAGGAGAAGAUCAAUGCCACUUCUAGUGGCGCCCCUGGAGUUCCUCGCCUCGGCGUUCCACCAUAUCAAUGGUGGAGCGAAGGUCUUCACGGCAUUGCUGGUCCUUACACCAACUUCAGUGACAGUGGAGAGUGGAGCUACUCGACGUCGUUCCCCCAGCCCAUCUUGAUGGGAGCUGCUUUUGACGACGACCUUAUUACCGACGUGGCAAAGGUCAUCUCGACUGAAGCCCGUGCGUUCAAUAACGCGAAUAGGACAGGUCUCGAUUUCUGGACCCCCAACAUUAACCCCUUCCGUGAUCCCCGCUGGGGACGUGGCCAGGAGACACCCGGCGAAGACGCAUACCACCUGUCUUCUUAUGUUCAAGCUCUCAUCCAUGGGCUUCAGGGUGAGUCGACUGACCCAUACAAGCGUGUUGUUGCCACUUGCAAGCAUUUUGCUGGUUACGACGUCGAAGAUUGGAACGGAAACCUCCGCUACCAGAAUGAUGUGCAAAUUACUCAGCAAGAGCUUGUCGAAUACUACCUGGCCCCCUUCCAGGCUUGUGUCCAGGCGAAUGUUGGGGCUUUCAUGUGCUCCUACAAUGCUGUGAAUGGCGCUCCACCGUGUGCCGAUCCCUAUCUGUUACAGACGAUUCUUCGCGAGCACUGGGGCUGGACCAACGAGGAGCAAUGGGUAACAGGUGAUUGUGACGCUGUUCAGAACGUUUACUUGCCUCAUCAGUGGUCACCAACUCGCGCAGGUGCCGCUGCUGACUCACUCGUCGCGGGUACGGAUGUCACCUGUGGUACCUAUAUGCAAGAGCAUCUGCCCGCCGCCUUCCAGCAAAAGCUUCUGAACGAAAGUUCUCUCGACCAGGCUCUUAUCCGUCAAUACUCGUCACUUGUUCGAUUGGGCUACUUUGAUGCAUCCGAGAACCAGCCAUACCGCCAGCUCGGAUUUGACGCGGUAGCUACUAACGCUUCACAGGCGCUUGCUCGUAGGGCUGCUGCUGAGGGAAUUGUGCUUCUCAAGAACGACGGCACACUGCCGCUGUCUCUUGACUCGUCGGUCACUGUCGGACUCUUUGGUGACUGGGCAAAUGCCACCAGCCAACUCCUUGGUAACUACGCCGGUGUUGCAACGUACUUGCACAGCCCUCUCUACGCUCUUGAACAAACUGGUGUAAAGAUCAAUUACGCUGGCGGUAACCCGGGUGGCCAAGGCGACCCCACCACCAACCGAUGGUCCAACCUGUACGGUGCUUACUCUACUAGUGAUGUUCUAAUCUAUGUUGGCGGUAUAGAUAACAGUGUUGAAGAAGAAGGACGAGACCGAGGCUACCUGACAUGGACUGGUGCUCAACUUGAUGUCAUCGGUCAGCUCGCCGACACCGGGAAGCCAGUCAUCGUCGUGGUCACUGGAGGCGGUCAGAUUGACAGUUCGCCGCUGGUCAACAACCCCAACAUCUCCGCUAUCAUGUGGGCCGGAUACCCCGGUCAAGAUGGUGGUUCAGCCAUCAUCGACAUCAUCGGCGGAAAGACGGCUCCCGCUGGACGUCUUCCUCAGACUCAAUACCCUGCCAACUACACAGCCGCAGUAUCCAUGAUGAACAUGAACUUGCGUCCUGGAGAGAAUAGCCCAGGCCGUACCUACAAAUGGUACAAUGGCAGCGCGACUUUCGAGUUCGGUUACGGCAUGCAUUACACCAACUUCUCUGCUGAGAUCACCACACAGAUGCAGCAAAGCUACGCCAUCUCGAGCCUUGCCUCCGGAUGCAAUAGUACCGGAGGUUUCCUUGAGCGAUGCCCAUUUGCUUCCGUCAACGUCCAGGUCCAUAACACAGGCAACGUAACUUCCGACUACAUCACUCUUGGUUACAUGGCUGGUACUUUUGGACCUGCACCUCACCCCAGGAAGACCCUUGUAUCCUACAAGCGCCUUCAUAGCAUUGCUGGUGGCGCUACAAGCACUGCUACACUCAAUCUUACGCUCGCUUCUCUUGCCAGGGUUGAUGAGCAUGGCAACAAGGUCCUCUACCCGGGUGAUUACAGCUUGCAGAUUGAUAACAAUGCGCUCGCUACUGUCAAUUUUACCCUCACUGGUGAGCAGGCCGUGUUGGAUAUGUGGCCACAGCCACCUGUAAACCGCUCCAGUGCUGGUGUGAAGGGUAUUGGUAACUACUGGUAUGGUGGAUAUGGCAGUGGCUAUGCUAGUCUUCCUGCUAGCGAGCAGAUGGUUAUGUGA